Messenger RNA from Aquila chrysaetos chrysaetos, 1776 nucleotides. It is a transcript of the gene PLEKHA1, whose product is annotated as pleckstrin homology domain containing A1. Gene Ontology annotation, cellular component: cytoplasm; membrane. The transcript has 13 exons. Gene Ontology annotation, molecular function: PDZ domain binding. Bases 196 to 1506 code for a protein of 436 amino acids. The record is from RefSeq and is a predicted model, not a curated record. Lineage: Eukaryota; Metazoa; Chordata; Aves; Accipitriformes; Accipitridae.
CGCUUCGUGCCUUUCCCUUCCCUCCUCUCGCCCCUUCUUCUUCCUUUUCGUGUUCCCUCGAGGCCGCCGCCGUGGCGUGGGGGCUCUCCCCGUGUUUCACCUCGGGGGCAGCGCAUAGGAGGCCGUGGCUUAAUUGCCCUGGUAAAGCAGUCAGGGCUCUGUCACAUCCCCAGAGUGUGAUGUUCAGGGUCAGAAAUGCCUUAUGUGGAUCGUCAGAAUCGCAUUUGUGGUUUCCUAGAUAUUGAAGAAAAUGAGAAUAGUGGGAAAUUUCUGCGGCGGUACUUCAUUCUGGACACACGAGAAGACAGUCUGGUGUGGUACAUGGAUAACCCACAGAAUCUUCCCUCUGGAUCUCCACCUGUUGGAGUCAUUAAACUUACCUAUAUUUCAAAGGUUAGCGAUGCAACUAAGCUAAGGCCAAAGGCAGAAUUCUGUUUUGUUAUGAAUGCAGGGAUGAGAAAAUACUUUCUACAAGCCAAUGAUCAGCAGGACCUAGUUGAAUGGGUAAAUGUUCUGAACAAAGCUACCAAAAUCACAGUACCAAAGCAGUCUGAUCCUCUCUGUCAAAUGGAUAAUGCAAACCGCCAAGCUGAAAGCCCAGGUGGAAAGAAGCAAGUCUCUUACAGGACAGAAAUUGUUGGCGGUGUUCCUAUCAUUACACCUACCCAGAAAGAAGAAAUCAGUGAGUGCAGUGACGGGGCUGAUAGGAAUUACCUGAAACGGUCACAAAGUCACCUUCCUUAUUUCACUGCUAAGCAUCCCCCAGAUAAUGCUAUCAUCAAAGCUGGCUACUGUGUAAAACAAGGAGCAGUGAUGAAGAACUGGAAGAGAAGAUACUUUCAGUUAGAUGAAAACACAAUAGGAUAUUUCAAGUCUGAACUGGAAAAGGAACCUCUCAGGGUUAUACCACUUAAGGAGGUCCAUAAAGUUCAGGAAUGCAAGCAAAGUGAUAUAAUGAUGAGAGACAAUCUCUUUGAAAUUGUAACAACUUCUCGAACCUUUUAUGUACAGGCGGACAGUCCAGAAGACAUGCACAGUUGGAUAAAAGCAAUUUCUGGGGCCAUUGUAGCACAGCGGGGACCUGGAAGAUCAGCAGCUUCCGUUACUCUAAUCUUAGCUUUGCACUGUGUUCCAGAUGCGGCAGGCCAGAAGGCUGUCGAAUCCUUGUAUACAGAGGAGCAUACCGAGUCUUCUUCCGAACCCAACCAUGCUCUCCGUUCUGCCGUCCCAGCCCCAGCCACCUCACAUUCCACAGCCGCUCACGGCAGCCCUCUGGUCCCAAACCCUCACGCCAAAUACCCUGCCUUGGAGAAGCGAGGAUUUCACGAAUCUUUUACCAAGGCCAAGCCAGGGAGCUACAAGAUCCAGGUUGUCGCUCCAAGAGAAUCAGCUCCCAAAGUGACUGAACGGGGCCUCUUGGAACCCCAAAGUAAAAAUGGCACUCAGGAACAGGAUCCUGGCCUUGUGGAUCUGGAUGAUGCAAGCCUUCCAGUUAGUGAUGUGUAGUGAUGGAAGUGUUUGGAGAAUGAUCCAUUUGUUCGGUCCUCUGAUUUCCUUGCUCGGACUUUUAACCAAAGAAAAUUAUAGGAAAUGAGAACAAAAAACCGGAACACUGAUUUUUAUAUAUGUAUGUGUGUGUUUCUCUGCACACAUGUGUAUAUAUAAUAUGUUUGUAUAUUGCCUUUCAGCUGAGGGUCAGAAAUGGACCUUACGCGUUUUCUCAAAGCCUGACAGUAAAUCACUUACUAGGGAGGGGCCCAACUGCACAAUUUGGGG